UUCGGAUUCAGCCUGACUCCACCCUCCCGUUCUUUGAAAAAACUUUAUUCACAAGCAACGUCAAGAACAACCCGUCCUUUCAAAACACACGAUAUUAAUAACUCGGUACAAAAGCUUUAUUCUGUAUGGGAGGCAGACGUUAUCCGCCAACCACAAAGGUUUGAUUCUAUUUAUGGAACAAGCUCAAGAUCACUUGUAGCUUCUGUGGAAUAUAACAGGUCCUGUGUGGACAAUGGCAUCGGAGGAGAUGGAAGGUUUGUGCCCAUUACCAGAGGUGACUGGCAUAAAGGUCGAGCCAUCAGUCAGCAUUGGCUCAGUGGAGGAUGCCAACUCACAGAACUCCAUGGGGAUAAAAUUUAUAUUACCUAAUCGCUUUGACAUGAACGUAUGCUCACGCUUCGUAAAGUCGCUGAAUGAGGAAGACAGUAAAAACAUCCAGGACCAGGUGAACUCUGAUCUGGAGGUGGCCUCUGUGUUAUUUAAAGCGGAGUGUAAUAUCCAAACAUCUCCCUCACCUGGUAUUCAGGUUAGGCAUGUGUACACGCCAUCAACCACCAAACACUUCUCUCCCAUUAAACAGUCCACCACACUCACCAACAAACACCGUGGAAACGAGGUCUCAUCCACACCGUUGCUUGUUCACUCACUGUCUAUACAUCAAUUGGCGGCUCAAGGAGAGAUGGUGUUCCUUGCAAGUCGAAUAGAACAAGAGUCUGUGAUAAACCUGCAGGAUGAGGAAGGAUUCACCCCACUGAUGUGGGCUGCAGCUCAUGGACAGAUUGCUGUGGUGGAGUUCCUGUUACAGAGUGGUGCAGAUCCUCAUCUUUUGGCCAAAGGGAGAGAGAGUGCACUGUCAUUGGCCUGCAGUAAAGGGUACACAGAUAUUGUCAGAAUGCUUAUCGACUGUGGAGUUGACGUCAACGAGUAUGAUUGGAAUGGUGGUGCUCCGUUACUCUACGCAGUGCAUGGUAAUCAUGUUCGCUGUGUGGAAAUCCUCUUAGAGAGUGGAGCUGACCCAACCAUGGAGUCGGACUCUGGGUUCAACGCUAUGGACAUGGCUGUGGCGAUGGGCCAUAGAAAUGUCCAACAGGUCUUGGAGGCUCAUCUUCUGAAGCUUCUGCAAGGUAUCAAAGAAUAACCAUGGCAUGUACAUGACAAAUUGGAGUGAAUAUUUGAGUGUGCCAACUGAUGAAGUGAAUUGUCAUUUUUGAAUCCACCAUUGAGUGAACAAACAAAUGUACUGACCCAUAGACACAUGAUUGCUGACAACAGAAUUUGAGUUUUGAAUUUAAUAUAUUAUACAGUGUAUAUAUGUGUAUGUGUGUUGUUAGUCAAUGUGAUGUGGUUUAGGUCAAUAAUAUUUGCCAAUUUGCAAUGUGUACUUGAAAAGCCAUUUAAAUUUUGCAUUUAAUGCAAAACAAAGCAGUUUCACAUUAAACUUGACUGGUAUUAAGAAUGGUUCAUAAAAUAAAGAGUCUAAAUCAGUACUUUAGAAUCAAUGGAGUGCAAAGGAACAUGGUGCAAAACAGAUUUACAGCAACAGUUUUCAGUGAUGUUUGUCCUAGUACUAAUUCAACUCAUUUUUUUGCUGUUGCACCCAGAAAGAUUGUGUUCAGGUUUACUCUUUGGAUUACCCUCUUUUUAUGACAAAUUGUGUUCUACAACUGUAAAUAAACGUUUACUUGUACUAAA
Pimephales promelas (fathead minnow) is the source of this 1692-nucleotide messenger RNA. It is a transcript of the gene ankra2, whose product is annotated as ankyrin repeat family A member 2. Gene Ontology annotation, biological process: regulation of gene expression. Gene Ontology annotation, molecular function: protein binding. Gene Ontology annotation, cellular component: nucleus. Lineage: Eukaryota; Metazoa; Chordata; Actinopteri; Cypriniformes; Leuciscidae. The record is from RefSeq and is a predicted model, not a curated record.